GGUUCAUCCUUAAAUUGCAUUUUUUUUUUUUAUCUUUUUAAAGAAAAAAUUUCUGACGAAAUAUAUCUUUUUUAUAGGGAGACAAUUUUUUUUAUCAUGGAUAUUUAAAAAUGUCGAGUUUGCUCAGAUUGUGUCAAAACCCUGUGUUACAUUCCGGAACAUUGUUUCCAUUAUACAUUUUAGAAUUUACAUUCAGACAUACUUCCGGAUACAUCUCUAGAUUGAUCUACUACUACCACUACUAGCCUAGCCUGUAGCCAACUAGAGAAAGAAAAUGGCUUUUACUUUCGCUGCAUUUUGCUACAUUUUGGCGCUUAUUCUGACGGCAGUUUUGAUCUUCUUUGCAAUUUUUCAUAUAAUUGCAUUUGAUGAACUUAAGACUGACUACAAAAAUCCAAUAGACCAAUGUGGAAGUUUAAACCCACUGGUGCUGCCAGAGUACUUCAUCCAUAUUCUCUUUACAUUCCUCUUCAUCACUGCCAUGGAAUGGUUCACUGUUGUCAUCAAUAUUCCUCUCAUAGUCUACCAUAUACGAAGGUAUAUAAACCGACCAGUCAUGAGCGGGCCUGGUUUGUACGACCCAACUACAAUUAUGAAUGCCGAUGAACUUAACCGAGCCCAAAAAGAAGGAUGGAUUAAGCUGGCUUUCUAUCUUAUCUCAUUUUUCUAUUACUUGUACAGCAUGAUCUACACCCUGGUGUCCGGCUAGAGAGCUACUUUUGUAUAGAGUGACAUUAUUUUCUUCUGAGGAGUGGGAAGUCCAGCAUCCAUGCUUCAGAAUGUGAUAAGACAUUGGAAUGAAUUAAUGCAAUUCUGAGAAGAUGGACCUUUUGCCAUACUGUUAAUCAUGUAAAUCAGAGUUGUAGUCCAAAGACGUUUUUCGCAGAUGGUGUUGUUCUGUGCAAUACUUUUUUUCUUUUUAAAUGUGUGUAUCCUGUUUCUAAUUGGAUGUUAUUUUAUGUGGUGUUCCAUGUAACUCCAAGCAGUUUAUUACAGUACUUCAGAAUUAACAUGAACAAAGCCAAGUGUCAGUGUGUACUCGUAUUGAAAUGCGCUUCAUAAAGUCACAGUUCAUAUCCUCAUGUAUUUUACAAAAAUCAAAGUGUCAUUUACACUAUUCUCACAUAUUAACUUAAUUUAUAAAUGAUGUAUGUUUGCACGUGUAUUUGUAAAAAUAUAUUCAUUUAUUAUAUACCCAUCAAUGUAUCGUUCUUUGAUACUGUGGAUUUCACAGCGUGUGAUCCGGUUUUCCGGAUCACCACACUGUGGUUUUCUGAUUCCGUAUCAGUAUCCUCUGAAACUGAUGCCGUCACAAUGACGUCACAAUGCAUCAACGCAACGUUAUUUGUGGAAAAUAUUGACCGCGUCACAAAACAAAACUACGUACACAAAACAUAAUUUCAUGGUAGAUCUAUGUCUGUUUUUGAUAAUUUGGAUUACAUUUAUCAUCUUAUAAAUGUGGAUUUAAAAUGCAGAAGGGGGUAUAUAAUAAAUUUAUCAUUACUACAGUAACUUGAUCCGAAGAGUUGGAUCACGUCUCGUUGACAGGCGCGGAUCAUCAGAUCAAACUCGACGCUUCGCGUCUCGUGUGAUCUGAUGAUCCGUGCCUGUCAACUCGACGUGAUCCGACUCUUCGGAUCAAGUUACUGUAGUAAUAAUAUAUAUUUAUUUCAUUUUUGUAAGAUUUCAAAUGAAAAUCUGUAUUCACUCCAUUUUAUAUUUAUGGUAUUUAUUUCCACAUAUGUAAAGACUAUGUGGUUAUGGAAUUUUAAUUUCACAGAUUUAUUACAAGGAUUUAUAAAAUAUAUCCAAUUUACAAUAUAUCAUGAAGUCUUAAUGAUACCUUUGGAAAAAGAAAAAAGUCCCAAGUUAGAUUUAUCUAAAACACACACAUCCCCCGGGUCACUACAUGUUGAUAUAAUCAUCAUCUCUAAUAAUAAGGGGGUAGUGAAUUUAUGUGAUUGACAAAUUUUCAGUUUUUUAUUCAGAGUUCCCAUUUGUCUUGAAACAUGUGGGAAUUCAAGAAAAAUUUAAGAUACAUUUAUUUGUAAAAAUGUUAGCAAUUUUCAUAUCAUCCUGUAAUAACUGAAGAAUGCAUCUAGAAAGAAAAAUUGAAGAUAUACACUCUUUAAUUUGAUGUUGACAUCUCUUGAUUUUUACCUCAUAGUUAGCAAUGUCAAUUGACUGAAAUUUUUCAAAAAAAGGUCUAUUUUUGUAUGUUGCAUAGUAUAAACCAAUAAAAGUUUUCAUGGAAUCGCAUGAACUUUUAGUAUGCUAAUGACAGCCCACCACAAUUAUAUAUGGAGAUAUACAUGUAUUGGUUUCACAAUGUCCAACUGUCUGUGUUGCAUCAACAAUAUUCACAAAUUCUUCUACAGUAUGAUAUUACACAGCUUAACAUUGAUGUAGAUGUGCACAGGUUUUGGAUGAUUGUCCGAUUUUCUCAUACUUGAGUGUUGGACUUGCCUGAAUGUUAUUUAAUUUUUGUAUGACUGAAGAAUAAUUCAUGCAAUCACUUGAAUUUUUUUUUUGCACUGCAUGUAUUACAUCUAGCCAUGGUAUCUUUUUGUUUUUGAAAUUUGAGAAUCAUAUUCAACAAGUGGUUAUAUGUAUUUAUGAGUUUUUGAAAACUUAAGAAAACUUCUGAUUUAAAGGUUUUGUUUACUAGAAUUUCCUUUGAACAGACAGAAUGUGACUGCAUAUCACCAUUUGUAAAAUCUCUGAAAUGUCCAGUGGACAGGACUCAGAUUUUAUUAACUUUGUUAAGAUCUGAUGUGGUGUGACAAACCCCCAUCUCAGAUGAUUAGAUUAAAAUCAGCAGAUGGAGACAGUGUGAGACUUUAUCCUAACAAUGGCAGUUCUGUGGGCUGAAAUUUUCGGACUAGUCUGCUUUGUAAUACUGGUAUUCACAUUUGAAUACUUUAUUUGGAUUUUUCACUCACAAAUUAUGUAAAUUAUAUUUUACUAUGUAGAGACUGGUACAUCCUUUUUGAUCAUAGAGGGAUCGGAUUUGACCCUUGUUGAAAAUGCUUACUAGCUCUUGCUUUGUGUACAGUUUAAAGGUAACUAAAUAUUGAUAGUUAUUAAAUGAUAUUUGCCCCAGAAUGCCGCUCUACCUUCAGAACAUUGCCAAAUUAAUUAUCACAAUAGAGUAAAUCUAGUUGAUUUCAUGGUAUGAACAUGCAUACUUUACGAAAUUUAAAGUAAAUUACAAUAAUUGCUGUACCUCAGUCUUCUAUUCUAAAGACCAUGAAUUCAAGGCACCGUGAAGCAGUAUUUUAAUUUUUAUCUGAAACCAAUGAAAUUUUACUUAAUAGGGAAAUACCAUGAUUUUACUAUGAUGUUCUAUUCACAGUCUUUUCAUAUCUGUUGUGCUUGUAUCAGUGCUAUUUUAUAGUGAUUUUGCCAUAAGCUUAGUACUUAAAUAUAGAGCAGUGUGAGGUGUGGAUGUUCACUUCACAGUAAUUAACUCUCUUGAAUUUUCAACUGGCAUUGUAAUAUGGUUUUGUAGCAUUUGAACAAUUUAUAAAAUAAAACACAUAAAUAAAUGCA
Ostrea edulis (European flat oyster) is the source of this 3552-nucleotide messenger RNA. Its product is annotated as protein cornichon homolog 1-like. Gene Ontology annotation, cellular component: endoplasmic reticulum membrane; COPII-coated ER to Golgi transport vesicle. Gene Ontology annotation, biological process: endoplasmic reticulum to Golgi vesicle-mediated transport. The record is from RefSeq and is a predicted model, not a curated record. Bases 275 to 709 code for a protein of 144 amino acids. The transcript has 5 exons. NCBI's taxonomy places the organism in Eukaryota, Metazoa, Mollusca, Bivalvia, Ostreida, Ostreidae.